Pteronotus mesoamericanus is the source of this 3185-nucleotide messenger RNA. It is a transcript of the gene KICS2, whose product is annotated as KICSTOR subunit 2. NCBI's taxonomy places the organism in Eukaryota, Metazoa, Chordata, Mammalia, Chiroptera, Mormoopidae. The transcript has 3 exons. Gene Ontology annotation, cellular component: KICSTOR complex. Gene Ontology annotation, biological process: negative regulation of TORC1 signaling; cellular response to amino acid starvation; protein localization to lysosome. The record is from RefSeq and is a predicted model, not a curated record. The coding region runs from base 42 to 1379 and encodes 445 amino acids.
GGAGAGCACAGCCACGUGGGUGGAGCUGGAGCGCAGCUCGCAUGGGGGAGUCUAUCCCGCUGGCCGCCCCGGUCCCGGUGGAACAGGCUGUGCUGGAGACGUUCUUCUCUCACCUGGGUAUCUUCUCUUACGACAAGGCCAAGGACAAUGUGGAGAAGGAACGAGAGGCCAACAAGAGCGCGGGGGGCAGCUGGCUGUCGCUGCUGGCGGCCUUGGCCCACCUGGCCGCGGCCGAGAAGGUCUAUCACAGCCUCACCUACCUGGGGCAGAAACUAGGGGGCCAGUCUUUCUUCAGCAGGAAGGACUCCAUUCGCACCAUCUAUACUUCCCUGCAUAAUGAGCUGAAGAAGGUGGUGACUGGCCGUGGUGCCCUGGGUGGGAAUGCUCCUCACGUGGAAGAACUCCUUUCCCACCUGUCAGAGCAGCUCUGCUUCUUCGUUCAGGCUCGGAUGGAGAUCGCAGACUUCUAUGAGAAGAUGUAUACCCUCAGCACACAGAAGUUCAUCAAUGCUGAAGAGCUCGUUGGCCUCUUGGACACCAUCCUCAAGAAAUACAGCUCUAGAUUUCACCACCCAAUCCUCAGUCCUUUGGAAAGCAGUUUCCAGCUGGAAGUGGAUGUCCUGAGUCACCUCCUGAAGGCCCAGGCUCAGGUGUCAGAGUGGAAGUUCCUGCCAUCGCUGGUUAACUUGCACAGUGCACACACCAAGCUGCAGACGUGGGGCCAGAUCUUUGAAAAGCAGCGGGAGACCAAGAAACAUCUGUUUGGAGGGCAGUCUCAGAAGGCUGUUCAGCCCCCACACCUUUUCCUUUGGCUGAUGAAACUCAAAAACAUGCUUCUUGCCAAAUUUAGCUUUUACUUUCAUGAGGCUCUGAGCCGACAAACGACUGCUUCAGAAAUGAAAACGUUGACUGCAAAAGCCAACCCAGACCUGUUUGGAAAGAUUUCCAGCUUCAUCAGGAAGUAUGAUGCUGCCAAUGUGUCUUUAAUCUUUGACAACCGAGGGUCUGAGAGCUUUCAGGGUCAUGGCUAUCACCACCCCCAUUCCUACAGAGAGGCCCCUAAGGGUGUGGACCAGUAUCCAGCCGUGGUCUCUCUGCCCAGCGACAGGCCAGUCAUGCACUGGCCCAAUGUCAUCAUGAUCAUGACAGACCGCACGUCCGACCUGAACAGCUUGGAGAAAGUGGUUCACUUCUAUGAUGACAAAGUUCAGAGCACCUACUUCCUGACCCGCCCAGAGCCUCACUUCACCAUCGUUGUCAUUUUUGAGUCAAAGAAAUCUGAAAGAGACUCCCACUUUAUUUCCUUCCUUAAUGAGCUCUCACUUGCCCUUAAGAACCCCAAAAUUUUUGCAAGUUUGAAACCUGGAUCCAAAGGUUAGCAGAUUAUUUGUGUGAAAGGUUUUCAAGAUAAGAAAUUGUGUUCUUAAUUGCUCUAGUUAUCUACAGUCGUCUGUGAUUAGAGUUUUGAUCCAUUCAUGCUUCUUUCAGACCUAAAUUAAAGACAAAUCAUCCCUAAUUAUGUUGCACACUUUAUAUGCAAUUAAGGCCAAUUGAAUAAAGUAUCCAAAGAGGAAUCUAGGAAGUGAUCAUGGCUACUGUGUAUCUCCAUGAGAGAGCAAAGUACUCCCAGUAUUUUCUCCUAUUUUUCCUGUAUUUCAUGUAGACUACAUAUUUAUUGGGCUUUGAUGUUUCUUUCCAGAUGUUUUAUAUUCCAAGCAUUGUGUUCUAAUGCCAUUCCACAUGCCCUCUCUCUUCCCCUCUUAGCUGGAGGAGUCAUUGAGAUAAGAUGUUAAAUGGCCUUUUUUAGAAUUAGGACUGGGUGUUUCCUAUCUCGUAAACUAACCAGUUAACAUAAAGUUAUGUUCUAUUAUUCUGAUCUCUAAAUGAAUACUUUUGAUGCCAAAAUUAAAGUCUUGGUGAGAAAUUUCUACUACUUAUUAAAGUUGAAUGUAAAUCAGAAUAGUAGGAUAAACAUCAGGUUUUAACAGCUCAGAAGCCCGUAAGGCAGCUUUAAUAGCCAUGGGUCCUUUUGGGAAAAUCUACACACCUAACUGCAUUUGUUUGUACCCUUGUAUAUUUUGAAUUUUUCAUGCUUUUAAAGUCAGCAUAUGCCAUUAUGUGGGAUUCUUCACUCUUCAGCAUAUUAUCUGCUUGGCUUUCUGUUUAUCACCUUUCUGCUGAAAUGUAUGUUCAUGUUUGGCUCCAUCCCUGGUUAUUUUUAGGCUGAAAAAACAUGCACUCUGGGUUUUUCAGACACUCUUAUUCAUUCAUGCCACUCAGCCCACUUUCAUAAAAAUCAAAAUAGAAUCACUGCACUGGCUAAAAAUCAAUUGUGCAUUCAAAAGACCUCUUCAUAGUUGCAUAAUCAACUUAAGCACAUCUGAACUUGGGAUUCAUGCCUAUCUCCUCCAAAUAUUUUUAGAAGUAUUGCUACAUCUUAACACAUGCUACCUUACCUCUUUUCUUCAGUGGGCGUUCAUGAGGAAGAAGGCAUUAAGGUGGAGACCUUUACUUCUAGCUUAUUGAUUCAGAAUAAAACUAAGCCACAAAGAGUAAUUGAGCUGUUAUUUGAUAGUUCCUUCAAAGCUCGUGUGCAAUGCAAUAGUCCAGACAGUCCUGUUUCUCAUGAUUGCACGAAGCCACUCUGUUAUUGGGCGACCACAACAGACAAGCCAGAAACAUUGCAGAGGCCAGAGGAGCCCUCCAAGGUCCAUAGGAGGUCUUCCACCUCAGUCUGGAUUACCUGGUAGAAGAAUCCACUGGUCUAUUUUCUGAAGAGAACACGUUUUUGUUUUUGUUUUUGUUUUUCUCCUAAAAAAAGUCAUAUGAUUUGUAAAAAGCCAUUUGCUUUAAUUAGAAAGUAGUCAUUUAUCUCUGCAAUUUAUUCACUCAGAUUCUAUAAAAAUCUGAACAGAUUGUGCAACUUUGACCUUACAUAAAACACUGAAAACAAUUGGAACUGAAAAGUUAAAUCAUUUUUCCUCCCUUUUGUGUUUUGGUAAGAAGCUGAAAAAUAUCCCUUGAUGUGUGCGUUGUCUUUGUCCUAGAUAAAACCACCAUUAGCCUUAAUGAUACGGUCUCCCAUGUACCUAAAAGAAAAUAACGUGGAGAAGAGUAUAAAUAAAACAUAUAUACAAUACUUAAAUAACUACUCCUCCCUAGAACAUAUUUGAAUUGUAUAUUUA